Molecule: messenger RNA, 2435 nt
Organism: Phoenix dactylifera (date palm)
Lineage: Eukaryota; Viridiplantae; Streptophyta; Magnoliopsida; Arecales; Arecaceae
Product: zinc finger protein GAI-ASSOCIATED FACTOR 1-like
Cellular component (GO): nucleus
Molecular function (GO): DNA-binding transcription factor activity
Source: RefSeq, a predicted model, not a curated record
CUCUCUUUCUCUUUCCUAAGCCGCUCUCUCUACUCUCUCUCUCUCUCUUUCCUGAGAAAUUUCUCGCAGCCGCCCAAGGAGACUCUCUCUGUAGCUAUCGUCGGCAAGCUGGAGGGCGAAACCUCGAUUCUGGUUGCGCGUGUCGUAGCGGGCGGAACCGUUUCGGGCUCGUCGACUUCGAAGAGGGAGCGAGAAAGUGAGCGCGUUUCUGGCGUGGGAGCGAAGCUCAGCUGGAUUUGCGGAUCGGAAAUGCUCGCUAUCUAGGGGCUGAUAUCGGGCUUCUCCGACACCGCUCCGAUCUUUCCGAUGCCGGGACCUGAGGCGCCGGGGCUGAUCUAGGCGGCGGCCGGUUGCGGUUCAGGUUCCCGCCGUCGCGCCGAGCUCGGCGGCGGCGCUGGCGAGGUGGAACUUGGGUUGGGAGCUAGGGUUUCGUGGGGUGGAUUUGGUUGGAGGAAGAACAGUGAUCGAAGACUAGUAGCUGGUAAAGCUUUUUGCUUUUGGUCUCUUUUUUGUGUUCUUUUGGGGGCUCGUUUCGAAGCUAGAAAACCCUAGAUUUCAGCUGGGAGUAGCGUGGCGAUGCCGGUGGAAUUGGAGAAUUCUUCCGUGAUGACCGUCUCCAACUCGGUCUCCGGCGAGGCCAGCGUGUCCUCCUCCGGCCAGCAGCAGGCCGCGCCGCUGCCGCCGCCCGCUCCGGCCAAGAAGAAACGCAAUCUCCCCGGAAUGCCAGAUCCGAAUGCGGAGGUGAUAGCGCUGUCGCCGAAGACGCUAAUGGCGACGAAUAGGUUCGUGUGCGAGAUCUGCAACAAAGGGUUCCAGAGGGACCAGAACCUCCAGCUGCAUCGUAGGGGGCACAACCUGCCGUGGAAGCUGAGGCAGAGGACGGGAAAGGAGGCGAGGAAGCGGGUGUACGUGUGCCCGGAGCCGAGCUGCGUCCAUCACGACCCCUCGCGGGCGCUCGGCGACCUCACCGGCAUCAAGAAGCACUUCUGCCGGAAGCACGGCGAGAAGAAGUGGAAGUGCGACAAGUGCUCGAAGAAGUAUGCCGUCCAGUCCGACUGGAAGGCCCAUUCCAAGACCUGCGGCACCCGAGAGUACCGCUGCGACUGCGGCACCCUCUUCUCCCGGCGGGAUAGCUUUAUCACGCACAGGGCGUUCUGCGACGCGCUGGCGGAGGAGAGCGCCAAGGCACAGACGAACAACACCAACGCCGCGGCACCGACUGCGCCGGCGAACAAGAAGGCGGAGGAGGACGGGAGGGCGGCUUCGGCGCCGGCGCCGGUGCCGGAGACGUCUCCGCCUCUGGCGACGAUGGUGCGGACCGAGUUGCCGCGCCAGCAGGUGGCGUCGCCGGAGCAUCAGCGAGAGCCGGAGAACCCAGCCUCUGGAAUUCUCCAGUACAUGCCGCCGCCGCCGCCGCCGCCGCCGCCACCAUCCUCCAUCACCAUUGGCAGCAGCAACAGCAGCGGCACCACGAGCAGCAGUGGGGGCAUUAGCAGCGGCAGCAGCGCCAGCCUGUUCGCAAGCCUCUUCGCGUCCGCCUCCGCCACCACCCCGGCGCAGGGCACCAACUUUUCUGACCUUAUCAGCGCAAUGAGCCGCACCGACCGCGCCCUUGCUGUGGAGCCCCCCUCUUUGUGCCUGUCUACCAAUGGGCCUGCUGCUUCCCUAUUCUCGCAGCCGCCUCAGGAGCGCCGCCCGUUUCAUCCGCCGCCACCGCCGUCCCCCCACAUGUCCGCCACCGCCCUGCUGCAGAAGGCCGCCCAGAUGGGCGCCACCGCCACGAGCUCCUCCUUCCUCCGUGGCUUCGGGCUCUCAACCUCCUUCGGUCACCAGGACGGCCUCAAUGACAGCAGCCUCCAUUGGCGUCCCCAGCAGCAACAACUGGAACCGGAGCCUGCCCCAAUUCUGUCGGCCGGUCUUGGACUUGGUCUUCCCUAUGAGAGCACUGCCGCCGCAGCAGUUCUGCCUGACCUAAUGAUGGGCCCGCCGCCGCUGUUCGGACCAAAGCCGGCGACUUUGGACUUUCUGGGGCUCGGGAUGGGACCGGUAGGUGGUGCGGCCACCACCGGACUAUCGGCGUUGAUCACUUCGAUCGGAGGAGGGCUCGACAUGGGUGCUGGCGCAGCUGCAGCUGGCCGUUUUGGAGGAGGGGGCUCGCCGGGGAAGGCGUGAACUCCAUUGGGCUUUGUCCUCCCAAUACCAGCGGGGCAAGUUUUAGAGGCUGGAGAUGGAGGGAGAACAUUCUCUUCUUCUUUGCUAUAUUUUAGUUCUUUCAAUCAUGUUCUUUUUCUUUUGUUAGAAGGGGCCAAACAGGUUGGAGGGCUUAGAGGUGUUCAUUUCUGCUUUUUUUCUCCUAAUAAUUUUGUUGCUUUAUUUUGUUAUCUAGGUUUAAAAUAUAUUUUAUAUAAAUAUAAUAUAGAUAUAGGUUAUAUGUA